UGGCAGUGGAGUGCUUCCGGGUUUAAAAUACACGUACACCGAAUUUUCUCCUUCAUUUCACCAUAUGUUUCUGCAUCAAACUCACCGAUUCACUCGUAUUUAGUUAUUCGAAGUCGUUUAUUUUAUACAGCAAAAUGAAAGUGGAGAAAAUGGAUCUUGUGAUAGUUGUCGGGAUUGUUUUGGCGAUUGUUCCCGCGAUUGUAUGUCCACCGGUCAACCCCAACAAAAUUGAAGCAAAAGUGAAGGAUGCAAAGGAGGCACCGGCAGAGGAUGAUGGCCUUCAAUUAGAAUACGAUCGCUACCUUAGAGAGAUCAUGGAUCAUCUACAUGACGAUGUAGGAUUUAAAAAAUCUAUUGAGGAGUAUCAGAAAAAUCAUAACGGGUCUGAACCGGAGAGAAACGACAUAUCGCGCCACCUGGAGUUCGUCAGCCACAGCGUCCGCACAAAACUCGACGAGAUCAAACGCAGAGAAAUCGACAGAAUCAAAUCGCUGAUGAAAGAACGCGUCCGUCAACAACAGGGUAUGAAAACUAAAUUAAAAGAUUUCCAACCGAAAUUUCCAAAGAGGCGUAACCUUGGUCCUAUAGGUAAAGAUGUGGACUGGAAAAGUAUCAUGCCAGGAAUGGAUCAUUUGGAUAUCAAGAAUCCCGAAGCAUUUGACGUGACAGAUCUUGACAAACUUAUCCAUCAGGCGACCAGAGAUUUAGAGGACAUCGACAAGAAGCGUCGCGAAGAGUUCAAGCAGUACGAACUCCAAAAAGAACAUGAGCGGCGCGAAAAGUUAAGUAAAAUGGACGCCGAACAUAAGAAAAAAGCCGAGGAAGAAUACGUCGAUCAGAAGAAGAAGCACAAAGAACAUCCUAAACUACACGAACCUGGUAGUAAAGCUCAGCUGGAGGAGGUAUGGGAGAAGGAAGAUCAUCUAGAUAAAGGCGACUUCAACCCCAGGUCGUUCUUUGCCCUCCACGAUACUAACAACGAUGGCUUCCUCACAGCUGAUGAGGUGGAAGCACUCUUUAACGUUGAGCUCCAAAAACUUUACGAAGAAGGUCACCCCGAGGAUGACAUGGUUGAGAAGUUCGAGGAGAUGAACCGAAUGCGAGAGAAGGUGUACAAGGAGAUUGAUGCCAACCAAGACGGUGCUAUAUCACUCGAGGAAUUCAUGAACAGUACGAAAAAGAAAGAUUUUGAUCAUGAUGAUGGAUGGAAGCCAUUGGAUGAGCAGGAACCUUUCAGUGAAGAUGAAUUGAAACAAUAUGAGACGCAUUUGAAGGAUGAGGGAGAAGGAGAAGUCACUGAACAAGAACAGCAUGCUCCCAAAGCGGCCGGUGUUGUCCAGAUGGACCAGAAGGUGGCUUCAAAGCUGGCUGAGAAUGCCGCUGCUCCUCCUCCAACUCAAAAAUAAAUCUCAAUAGUUUGAAAUCUGGAUCCUGCUGGUACCGGGUAACAUUGGUUUAUACCAAACAUCAAGGACCAAGAAAAAAACACACAGACUUUAAAAAUCGGUGCUUUUAAAAGUUGUGAGGAUCCGAUUAGGCAUAGGAAUGUAUCUUAACCACUUCGUUAUGGGCCAGUCAGUGCGUUAUGACAUUUGCUACAGCGAUCUAAGAUGCGAUUGCACUACGCGAUGCAUUGCAACAUGCAUUUGACUGCAUAGCGUAUUGAUUUCAUUUUGCUGCAAUUACGAGUUUUCUUGUAAAGCGAUCGUCAUGACACACUGAACUAUAAUACUGGUCUGUCAUAGCAAAAUGGUUGAGCUGGUCAUUGGACUUUUCAAUGCUGUGAAAUUUUUUUCUCAAGGGAAUAUUUUUUUUUUUAAGAGCUUUUGGCCGCUUUUAGUUAGCCUGCUAGAUGUCACCAUAGGCAUAACCUAGCUUGCGGCUAGGCGUUCUAUGCUGAAAUUCGUUGUCAAAUUAUGCCUCAUCGUGAUUUAGUACCCCGCAAACAAGCCAUUUAAAUUGCUGGGACCUGUGAUCAUAAUCACAUGCGACAAAAAAUUGCUUUCAGUUCAUUGUAGUGAUGUUAUAUCAUCACAGCACACUUUGUAUCUCCUUGAAUAAUAAUGUGCUUUGUUGUUUCCUUUAAUAAAGAGAAUCUUUGUUUCAAAAGAGUUCCGCUCGUUAAGCCGGGCCGCCCACUUCGUUGGGUGAAUGGGUUAGCAUGCGUGUACCACUUUUAUUGGGGAACGAUGUCGUUUUUAGCAUGACAAAAAUCAUCCGAAAAACUUGAAAAGGGGGACUUUAGAGAAUCCAAUGUUAAUUCCUUAAAUACUGUAAGCAGGGGGUACAAAUUCAUUCUUGGGCCAAUGGGGUCUAGAUUCCCGCCUUGGAGCACCUCCUGAUAAAGUCUGCCAUGACAUGCACCACACGACUUAGUACUUCUUAGUUUUAUUCAAUCCCAGCUUUUUUUUCCACCGUGUACUAGGGGAGGUCGCAUUCACAGUCUUAAGGCUACGGAUUUCAUGGAAUUUAUCCAAAUUGUAUUACCUGGUACUGCCAAGAAUGGUUGAAUGUUUUUAAGAAAAAGCAUCAAAAACGAAAUAACUUUCUCACCUUUGAGUGCUCGAGCUUCACGAAAGCAAGUUAGAAAAUUGAAACUGAAACUUUUAAUUCAACAAACUUUGCAUGCUAUGUACCUAUUUAUUUCCCAUAUAAUCUAGAUUAUUUUUGAGACAGUCAAAACAUUCCUCAGUUACCUUUUUGUUGCAUGAAGACUAGCAUGCAGACGUUUUUUAAAAAGUACUCCAAAUUAUGUUUAGGUAUCCAUAAUAACCGUUGUCUUCGGUGUAUAGUAGUAAAAACAUAAAAAAAACCAGGUUAUAACCAAAGAGACUCAACCAGAUAUAAUUUGACAUGUAGAAGCCCUUUACCUUUGGCAGUCGUGUGACUCUGCCAAACUGUGGCAUAAACUGUUGAAAUUUGUGAUGGCCUUUGACUUUUUGUUGGGAUACUGCUAUACCUAUCUAUUGAAGAAACUACCACUGAAAUACAAGCUCAUUUGCUGCCAACAGACCUAGUUUAAAAUGCAACAGGGAAACAUUUCUUUAGUUCUUAAUAAUAUCUGCACCUAAUAAUUUACUUUUAAGCACUUCAUUUCAAAAGUUUCUUGGCCCUGUUUUUAAUUGAGGACUUUGAAUCGGCAGGGGUGGAUCCAGGAGCCAGAUAAAGAGGAGGCAUGCACUGCAUUUCUCAUCAACAUUUCUGAUGUGUUCCAAAGGUUUCUUGGUCAACUUCAGAUUUUUUUUAGGGUGGGGGUGUGCGUCUGGUGCAUCAGUGCUGUAGAUUCCUGUGUGCAAUCACUGCCUUUCCCUGUGUAGAACACUGGAUGCACAACAUGCAUGAAGUACAUGUAUUAUUAACUAAUUGUACAUAGCACAUGGUACAGGGUGAGCCGUAAAAUGUAAAUUUGUUGCCAUAUCAAGAACUGUUAUCUAAUCCCUUGUCAAGGUCAUUGAGAUUUAUGAUUUAGGUUCUCACUGUUUCCUACAUCUUCAGCAAAUCACAAUGAUGCUGAAAAAAGUAUCGAUUCGCAAUUUAUUGUUUGGGGAAUUAUGUGGAACAAUCUGAUUGACUAAAUGACAAGCACUUUGGGUUUUCAUGAGGUGGUGGGUUUUUCCCUCGCGGUGGAAUUUCCUGCAUGUAAAAAUUGAUGCUCUGUUUUACGUUUCAUGGAAUUAUAUAGUACCGUAAGAGUUUAAAUUGGACUUCCUCUAAACGCUAUUUUGAAGGAACAAAAUGAGAUGACUAUGGUAAAAUGAACCCGGAUCUGAAUACUAAAGUAUUUCAUUGUAAAACCUGGCCAAUCCAAUUGAAAAUCAAGUUAAAACAUGUGUUUUAAAUACAAAAACCAUUAGAGUCUUAGCAGGAAUGAUGCAUUUACUCGAAAAGAUUUUGGCUCCUGUAAACCAGUGUAUUGAGGUUCUGAUUAGUCAUGUUGCUCACUGCCUGUCUUGAUGUGAUCCACGAGAGGCACGAGCAGCAGAUGGGACCCUAAAGUACCCACGGUUAUUGUUUAAUCCAGCUUCCUUAUGUAGUGUGCAUGAUCAGCGGGGUAUGUCUACGUUUCUGAUAUCUUGGCUUGGGUUUUCCUGAGAGGUUGAGGGAUAAACGUGUUGAACAUUCUGGUUUGUCAGUCCUGCCCCAGAAUCAUCAGCAGAAAAACUUUACAAGACCCAGCCAAGACUGAGAGAGAUAUUUCAUUAGGUGAACAUGGGUAGUUGUUGUUAGUUUAAUUUAUUGUCAUCUAAUAAAAUAGGGAUAUUUUAA
Molecule: messenger RNA, 4266 nt
Organism: Lineus longissimus
Lineage: Eukaryota; Metazoa; Nemertea; Pilidiophora; Heteronemertea; Lineidae
Product: nucleobindin-2-like
Exons: 11
Coding region: 135-1406 (423 amino acids)
Cellular component (GO): extracellular exosome; endoplasmic reticulum-Golgi intermediate compartment
Molecular function (GO): calcium ion binding
Source: RefSeq, a predicted model, not a curated record